Messenger RNA from Asterias rubens (European starfish), 390 nucleotides. RefSeq names its product vitellogenin-2-like. The record is from RefSeq and is a predicted model, not a curated record. Lineage: Eukaryota; Metazoa; Echinodermata; Asteroidea; Forcipulatida; Asteriidae. The coding region runs from base 1 to 390 and encodes 129 amino acids. The transcript has a single exon.
AUGAGUAACAGCAGCAGCAGCAAAAGCAGCAUUAACAGUAACAGCCACAGCAAAAGUAACAGCAGCAGCAGUUGCAGCAGCAGCAUGAGUAACAGCAGCAGCAUGAGUAACAGCAGCAGCAGCAAAAGCAGCAGUAACAGUAACAGCCACAGCAAAAGUAACAGCAGCAGCAGUUGCAGCAGCAGCAUGAGUAACAGCAGCAGCAUGAGUAACAGCAGCAGCAGCAAAACCAGCAGUAACAGUAACAGCCACAGCAAAAGUAACAGCAGCAGCAGUUGCAGCAGCAGCAUGAGUAACAGCAGCAGCAGGAACAGCAUUAGCAGCAAAACCAGCAGUAACAUUAACAGCCACAGCAAAAGUAACAGCAGCAGCAGUACAGCAGCAGCAUGA